AUGAACGUGUCACGAGCAGAACAUCAAUCUGAACAGCAAAUGUCCAGGACAAAACCAGACGCUACGAUGAGCCAGUCGCUGACAUCAUUCAUCCUGGUGGCAAAUCUGCUGAUAGCCGUCGGAAAGUACUUGCCGAAGUCGAAUGUAUCGUCGACGGCAUCGCCGGAGGCGCCGUGCAAACUGCAGCAGCUACUCUGCGCCAACGGACGCUGCGUGGAAAUGAAUCGAUACUGCGACGGGACGGACGACUGCGGAGACAUGACCGACGAACCGAAACUAUGCACACCUUGUAAUCGAACGCUUUAUGGCGAAGUAGAUACGAUAUACCAAUUAGAAUUGCACAGACCAAAAGAAGACAGGUUGCCAUAUGUGUGUAUGUUAACAUUUACUGCUGCAGGAGGCACUCUCGGAGAUCUAGUACAGUUAACCUUCACAAGUUUCACUUUGGGUCGGUUUACAUCAUUUACCACUGCCGGUUGCCCAGAUGGUACCCUGCAGCUGUCCGAGCUGGGUAGACCGCAAGUCGGGGGCGCGUGGUGCGGCACGCUGUGGAGUCCGGCGCACUUCUACAGCGAGACGCGCAGCGUAACGGCGAUCGUACGGCUCCAACACUUGUCACGAGAAAUCAACGGCUACAAUUUUGACUUCAAGAUCGAAUACAAAAUGUUGCAAAAAGUCGAAGCUGUUGCUAGAUACGGAGGUGCCGUUCCAGAUAUAAGUACGCAAUUUCAAAAUACCGAAAAUACCGCUGAGCCACUAUACCACCUUGGAGAACUCAUUCCUGGUACUUACUGUUCGCGAAUAUUUAGCGAUUGCGACCGAAAGGCUUGCCGUCUACAGAGCCCAAAUUUUCCGGGCGUUUAUCCGAGAAAUCUCACUUGUUAUUAUGCGGUCCGACAGCAUGACGUCCCGCCUGGGCAACACGCUCUGAUCAGUGUUCGUCAACCUCGAGGGCAGUUGAUUGCAAUACGAAGCAAUAGUGUUCUCCACGCCGCGCCAACAACCCCAGAAACCGAACACGUUGGAGAAGGAUCGAAACCGAAACGAGGCCUACGCGUAUGGAACGAAUGCGAUGAAGUACAGGAUUACGUUACAGUGUACGAUGGAUACACGACGAGAGACCCAGCAAUAUUACGAUUUUGCGGAGGUGAUGAACCUGUGCCUGAAGCAGUUUCAAGUGGACCGGAGCUACUCGUUGAGUUCACUAGUUCUCCGUAUGGCACUUUCUUACAUCCAGCGCCGCGUCAAAUAUUGCACGGAUUCCAGUUAGAAGUAGAGGUUCGCUUUGUGGAACAAGCCUCACCCACAUAUGCCAGUAACAAACGAACAUGUGAGUUUUGGCUGCGAGGUACCGGACGUGGGGUGCUGGAAACUCCAAAGCACACGCUAAGUCCUAACACAACAUGUUUAUACCAUUUCCAGGGCUUAGACACGACAGUGGCUUCAAAUCCAUCCAGACCGUCAGCACGAUUUCCAGACAAUUUCUCGUGGCGUCUGGGGAGUGCAACGCUAUAGCCCAGAUAUCGCAUAUGGUUGUCCGUGCUUAAGUUUAUUGUAGGUUCAACCAUUGGUCCACCAAUACGAGAGAACGAUGUUUGUUCAAGCCGUUUAGAUAUUUGGGACGGACCUCUGAGAUCGCCACCAACGUGCAACGAAGUUCCAUGUGGUAACGAUAACUUGCCUAAAGUCGGCGGAAGUACUGGUCGCAAGCCACCAGGCAACGCAACAAUAUUGGCACGUUAUUGCAAGGAUCUGGUGCCGCGGAGUUGUGAUCACGGGCUUCUUCAGCACGGCAGCGCACAGUUGCCUCGACCGUGCAGUGAUUCAGAGAGUUUCUUCAGUAGUGCUGAUACUUUGACUGUUCAACUCAGCUUGAAGGAAUCUACAGCACUGAGGCCUCUAUUAUUUCGAAUCCAGUACGAAUUCGUCGACCUUCAUCAAGAUGGUGAAGCUUUUGGCACCGGCGCUUGCUACCGCAAAUUUGUAAGCCGCGCGAGGGACAACUUAGAUCUAUAUCCUCAAACAUCUAAACGUGUUCGAUCUCCUCGAGAUGUUUUUCUAUUUGGCCGUGGCGGUGCGGAAAAUUUAGAUUGUCGUUAUCGUUUUGAGGCGCAGCGAGGAGAACGCGUAAAAAUAAUAUUAACUCGGAUUUCGACAAGCGGCCGAGCAUGUUUGACGCGCAUCGAUGAAUCGACUGGAUUAGCGGAGUGUUCUGGCGAUAAGUCGGCCACACUACGUUUAUACGAAAAUAUUUGGAACAAUGCCCCACCCAUUAGAAAAGGAUGUUUUUGUUCUCAAACAACUACUGGCGUGUCCAUGCCAUAUACGUUCAUAUCGGCCACUAAUGGAGCAGAGUUGAGAUUUUCUGCUAAAAAAAUGCGCGCUGACGAUGACGGCGAUACGUUAAUGUUUGAAGCAAGUUACGAAUUCGUCCGCAGUCCGCAAUGCACGGCCAACCGAAGGGUCAGCGGUGUCAGCGGCGAGAUGCGCUUCCGCCCGCCUGGCAGCGAUUCCAAAGACUUGAACUGUGCCUAUCAUCCCUGGCUAGUCGAACCGCAGCACAAUCGUUAUCUCUACGUUCGAGUGCCAGGAGUCCUCGUAGCUUCAGUGGACGAACACGAAUAUCCUCCCAACUCAACGGCAAUACCUGUAUCUUCACUCAUACCCUUAGUUGGCGUGAAUUGUGAAACAAGCAAUCGUAUCCUGGUGCAUGCUGGCCUAAAAAGAAUAACCGUGUGCCCAUCGGAAAACAGAGAUCAAUUUGUCGAUGUAUUUUCUGAUGGUUGGCCGCCACAUAAACAUGUUCCUACGCCUGAUCCAUUUUCGGAGAGACAUUUAUUGACAACACCGAGCACGGAAAUAAUUAUUGAGUUCCACGGAGAAGAAAAUGCAGAGUAUGUCGUGACGUGGCUGGAGUUGACAAUGAGGCCAAGUGUAGAAACACUAUCAGAAAUGUUCGGCCUGGAUCCAGUCUGCCCGUACCGUUGUCCGGAGCUGGACGCUUGCAUAAGCGCUUCGUUGUGGUGCGACAACAUACCGCAUUGUCCAUCGGGCAGGGACGAAGCAUUUCUGACAUGCUCACCACUAGUUCAUCUGCCCAUGCAGCAUGCGGUUAUUUUGGCAGGACUACUGUUUCUGCUGUUACUAAUAUUGUACAUGAUGUGCAUCUGGUGCCGGAGAAGACGCAGGAGGAGGCGAUCGAUAUUGGAAGCAAGGUUAAAAAGUCUUUCGUCAUCGGAAACUCCGGUAUUCAAUGAAAAAGAAGUGAUUUGCUGA
Ctenocephalides felis (cat flea) is the source of this 3276-nucleotide messenger RNA. RefSeq lists its product as uncharacterized. The transcript has 16 exons. Gene Ontology annotation, cellular component: plasma membrane. NCBI's taxonomy places the organism in Eukaryota, Metazoa, Arthropoda, Insecta, Siphonaptera, Pulicidae. Gene Ontology annotation, molecular function: protein binding. The record is from RefSeq and is a predicted model, not a curated record.